Molecule: messenger RNA, 1310 nt
Organism: Musca vetustissima
Lineage: Eukaryota; Metazoa; Arthropoda; Insecta; Diptera; Muscidae
Gene: Lim3
Product: LIM/homeobox protein Lhx4
Exons: 7
Coding region: 1-1257 (418 amino acids)
Biological process (GO): neuron differentiation; regulation of transcription by RNA polymerase II
Cellular component (GO): nucleus
Molecular function (GO): DNA-binding transcription factor activity, RNA polymerase II-specific; RNA polymerase II transcription regulatory region sequence-specific DNA binding
Source: RefSeq, a predicted model, not a curated record
AUGGAACUUUUGAAAUUAAUGAUGUUUAAAAGUGACUUUCUGUCCAGCAGCAGUGCCAGCAGUGAUAAAUGUGAUGAUCGCAUACCGCCAAUCAAUUUAAGUCAAUUACCCGAAUUUCUAUUGUCAACAAUCCCGAAAUGUGGCGGCUGCCAUGAACUGAUAUUGGAUCGAUUCGUUUUAAAGGUGCUAGACCGAACGUGGCAUGCCAAGUGUUUGCAGUGCAGCGAAUGUCAUGCCCAGCUGAAUGAUAAAUGUUUCGCCCGCAAUGGCCAGCUGUUUUGCAAGGAGGAUUUUUUUAAGCGUUACGGAACGAAAUGUUCCGCUUGUGAUAUGGGUAUACCGCCGACGCAAGUUGUGCGCCGCGCACAAGACAAUGUCUAUCACCUGCAGUGUUUCCUAUGUACGAUCUGUUCGCGUACCCUAAAUACCGGCGAUGAAUUCUACCUCAUGGAAGAUCGUAAGCUAGUGUGUAAACGGGACUAUGAAGAGGCUAAGGCGAAAGGUUUAUAUUUGGAUGGCUCGCUGGAUGGUGACCAACCGAAUAAACGACCACGCACCACAAUAACCGCCAAACAAUUGGAAACACUGAAAACCGCCUACAAUAAUAGUCCGAAACCUGCGCGACAUGUGCGAGAACAAUUGUCACAGGAUACGGGGUUGGAUAUGAGAGUUGUACAAGUCUGGUUUCAAAAUCGAAGAGCGAAAGAGAAACGCCUGAAAAAGGAUGCUGGCCGCACCCGCUGGAGUCAAUAUUUCCGCUCGAUGAAGGGUAACUGUUCGCCCCGAACGGAGAAAUUCCUAGAUAAAGAUGAUCUUAAAGUCGAUUAUGAUAGUUUCAGUCAUCAUGACCUCAGCAAUGACAGCUACAGCACCGUCAAUUUGGGUUUGGAUGAGGGAGCAUCACCGCAUUCGCUGCGCGGCUCAUAUCUGCACGGUAGUUCAAGUCCUUCACAGUAUCCAUCUAGUCGUUCGCCGCCACCGGUGGGGCAAAAUCAUUCGUUUGGUUCAUAUCCCGACAAUAUUGUCUAUACGAAUAUAGAUCACAAUUCCGCAUCGAAUCUACAUGGCUCUAAAUCACAAUCCCGCCUACAUGCUGGCAGUGCAGUAUCGGACCUCAGCAACGAUUCUAGUCCUGAACAAGGUUUCCCCGAUUUCCCACCCAGCCCUGACUCGUGGCUCGGUGAUACGGGGAACCCCACGGCGAAUACAAAUUCAAAUCCGAAUUCAGUUACCCCCGGCGGAGGUGUACAUUACUGAUACUCAAACAUACUCUUUAGAUAUUUUCAAAUGCAAUCGCGUAAUUUAAUGAU